AUGAGUGUUUGGGUAAAAUUCUGCCCUUAUCUUCAGAUGCCCUCAGUUUCUCAUUAGUUAAAAGCCCACUCAUUAGGAAGAGCACAUUCCCGGGACAAACACAUCAGCUGUUGUAAAUUGUUCCGCCAAAGUUUUCUGCUGUUCACUGAUUUUCUAGAGGACACAUCAAAACAAUUUCCCAGAAAAAAAUAUACCAUGGAUGUUUGGGUCAAACGGUUAGCAGUGGUGGCACUGCUUACCGUGGUUGACGCUCAGCUGCCGAAGCCAGCACGGGUCCCUUUGGUUCUGCACAAGCCUUUCAUGGUUGUCUGGAACGCGCCAACUGAGCAGUGCAGGCUGCGGUACAAGGUAGACCUGGAUCUCAGUGUUUUUGACAUUGCAUCCAACACCAAUGAGACUUUGAGCGGAUCCAAUGUGACAAUCUUUUAUCACACUCAUUUGGGAUACUAUCCCUACUACUCAGAUGAUGGAGACCCUGUCAAUGGAGGGGUGCCCCAGAAUGAAAGUCUUAUCAAACACCUUAAUAAAGCAAAGUCUGACAUUGACUAUUGCAUACCCAUGAAGAAAUUUCAGGGACUUGCAGUCAUUGACUGGGAAAACUGGAGGCCCCAGUGGGAUAGGAACUGGGGCAAUAAAAGCAUUUAUAGGAAUAAAUCUCUGGAGAUGGUUAGGAGACGGCAUCCUCAGUGGUCAGAGCACAGAAUUAGGAAAGUGGCUAAAGAGGAAUUUGAAAAUGCUGGCAAGAGUUUUAUGAACAACACCAUCCUUCUGGCUGAGCAUAUGAGACCAAAUGGUUUGUGGGGUUACUAUCUCUACCCAGACUGCUACAACUAUGAUUACAAAGAACACCCCCAAACAUACACAGGGAGAUGCCCAGCCAUUGAGUCUUCCCGCAAUGACCUCCUGCUUUGGUUGUGGAAGGAAAGCACUGCUCUCUACCCUUCUAUAUACCUGGAUUAUAUACUGAAGUCAAGUCCAAAUGCACUAAAAUUUGUUCACUAUCGGGUUAAGGAGGCGAUACGUGUUGCCUCAAUUGCUAGAAAAGACUACGUUUUGCCUGUGUUUGUUUACUCCAGACCAUUUUAUGCCUAUACUUUUCAUGUUCUAACAGAGACAGAUCUGGUCAAUACCAUUGGUGAAAGUGCGGCUUUGGGAGCAGCCGGAGUUGUUCUGUGGGGCAGUAUGCAAUACGCCAGCUCAAAGGACAGCUGCUCAACGGUUAAACGGUACAUUGACGGACCCUUAGGACAUUAUGUCAUUAAUGUGACUUCAGCAGCCAAACUCUGUAGCAAAGUCCUGUGCAAGAAGAAUGGAAGAUGUAUCCGCCAAAACAGCGACUCUUCUGCUUACCUCCAUUUGUCACCCACUAAUUUUAAGAUCCGAGUCCGUCACUCAGAGAGGGGCCCCAGGUUCCAGGUCACUGGUGAACCCAGCCUGGAGAAUAUUGAAGCCAUGAGGCAGAGAUUCAUGUGUCAGUGUUACCAGGGCUGGACAGGAAUAUUUUGUGAAUUGCCUGACCAAAGGCUAAUGGAGCGCUGGGUUCACCUUGUGUUCAGUAGAUCAAGAAAACAAAAGCUUUAUGUCUUUCUCUUAGGAGCCAUGCAGCUUCUUCUGCUUUGCACCACACACUAAAAUCUUCUGAGGUGCAAGGAAGUAAGAAAUGGUGUCACUAAAAGUCCUGUUCCUUAGCAAGUUUUUACUGCACAGGGAAAAGGCUUUGUUGACUAGAUGGUUUUAUUCUGGUUUCUUCAUCUCCCACUCCUGGAAUUGCUUCAGAUAUCAAACAUUUUGAAAGCAACCUCCUCUUUUUUACCACCUCUCUACUCUUAAUUCAUGUUUUACUCAUAUGUUCAACAGAUAAAGCUUCUGCUGCAGCAGUGGAAGUUUACCUGAGUAAAAAAAGUUGAAUAAACUUGUACAAGGAUUCAUCCAUGUAGAAGCUUAAAAAAGGACACAGAGACUCUUUCUUUCAGGGCUGGAUGAUUUAACAUAUGGUGAUGAGGAGCGUCUUCAUUUGCACCAGGGAUCACAAACUGUUCACUGCAGCUCUUGCUUGAAGUCAAAUGGCAUUUUAUGUAAACAGCAGCACUGUGCCCAGAGCCACAUCCACCACACUGUACCGAUCCUACUGCUUCUGCAUGGACAAUGUGAAGAGCAUUAAGUUAUACAUCAGUGCACACUUUAAAAAAAAUGUAUGUCAAGCAUUUCAGGGCCUAAUUUGAUUAAUAUUAUUUCUAGACAUAUCAGUAUUUCCAGCGGUAGCUUUGUGCCAUCCUUUUCAAAGGUACCAUUCAACUGAAAAUCUCUGCAAUUGCCAGUUAUUGUGUCAAAUGUUCAUUUUCCCAUCGCACCAGCCAACCAGCAGAAUGUAUAUGCGUUUAGGUGAGGGGCUCCUGACCUCUGAGACCAAUGCUGGUAGCUGGCAUCCUGCAGUGCUUCUGCCCAGGCAGGCAAUGGGAGAGCUCUUCUCCUCUUGCUCUGACCCCCUGGGAAGCAGGCAGCCUUGCUGCUGGGUAUCACUGCUGUCUUUGGGGCUGCUGCAGGUCUUUGCUUUCUGCUCGCUAGUUACAUGGGUCUGGUAACUCUGCUCUCCUGCUGCUGUUGUGCAGUCACCCAACCAAACUGGCUUGUCAGCGACUGGGAAAUGGGAACAGGCUGACAUCCCACUGCUGGUGUGCCUUGAGCAGGGGAGGAGAAGAUGAAGGACCUUACUCGCCAGCAACAUUUUGGCUUGCAGCCUUUGGCUUCAGGUGGGGACCUCUUUGGAGGUGGUAUAACUUAAUGAACUACUGAUUACUGAUGAAUCUGGCAUCCAUAACACGCCAUCCUGUCAGGCUGUGGCAUGUCCAUUUGCAAUUAUUCAUCGAUCUAUGUUCAUUUGUGAACAAACGUAUUUCAUCAAAGACCUAUCUGUCUUCCAUACAGCCUUUCAACGUAGCAAACAAUGAAUGCCUUCAUUGAAUUGAAGGCAAAAAAAUCCCCUACAUGUCUCCGACUUAGGGAAGAUACUAAAAUAAUUUUCUUUUGAGGCUUUUUAUGAUGCAUUGAACUGAAUACUGUUCCAGAGCACGGACACAGAAAUUAGUAAGAAACCCACAUGUGGGUCUAAGACAUUUUCUUUACCCUGACUAGUGUCUGUAUUGAUCAUUUGUGGCCAUACUUCACUGCUUACAUUAAACAAUACCCUGUUCCUGUAGCAGUUUACUUAAAAUCAGCAAGGCUAUGUGGAGAGGAUGCUCAACUGAGUAAGAAAUCUGAAUCUGACCCUUAGCCAGGCCCCCUUCCUGAUACUGCCCUAAAUUAGUAUUAACAUGUCUCAAUGCAUUAUGAUCUGCUUGGGUGUCCUAUGUUCUUUGUAAUCUGCUGUUAUCUCUGAACAUUUCUUCAUGAUAACCCCACAAAAGAACUUACUUUGGUUUGCCAGGACCAGAUUCACAGCUGGUGUGAGCCAUGAUGCUCAGAUUCACUUGAGCCAAAGAUCCAACUCAUAACAGACCUGCAGUGGGUAUCUUAAGGCUGCAAUGAUACCUAGACACUGGAAUGGGACUGACUUCAGUUAAAGAGACUUAGGGCUAGCUAUAGUGAGUCACUGUGACAACAUGUGCUGAGAAACUACAGGAGAGCUUUGCUUGACCUUUUGCUUUCUAGUGUGUAACAGCAAUGGGUGAUCGCAAAAGUGAAGGUAAAAAGCGUUAUUCUGGUGUGGGAGAGAAAGGAUUAAAACUAAAGUUUAGAAAAACUGACAGUUGUUAAGAACUAUGCCUUUAGACUGAAGCUAGAGUGUUUACCAUUUCACAUAUUUUUUACUGAUUAUAUAUAUUCUGCUUUAGCUCUUUAUUCAGUUCAGAGUAUGGUAAACUUCAAGGGGAACUUCAACUUACACAUAAUUUAAUGUAUUGAAAGCAUAGAAACUAUUAGCUCAGUUUUGCUGAAUAGCUGCCACAAAUCUGUAUUUAAACUGGAUGGUCCUGCUUUAUGUAAUACUGUCCUGUGUUCUAAAACCAGAUGUGAUGUGAAAACACUGUAAUCCUUAUGCACUGUGUCAGUGAAAGAUGUUCUUAAAAUGUUGCGUAACACUUUUUGUAAAGUGUUUCCAUUAUUUCUGUAGCCUUUUAAGAAUAAACUGUA
Messenger RNA from Falco peregrinus (peregrine falcon), 4128 nucleotides. Its product is annotated as hyaluronidase-1-like. Gene Ontology annotation, biological process: carbohydrate metabolic process; hyaluronan catabolic process. The record is from RefSeq and is a predicted model, not a curated record. The coding region runs from base 196 to 1632 and encodes 478 amino acids. The transcript has 4 exons. Gene Ontology annotation, molecular function: hyalurononglucosaminidase activity. NCBI's taxonomy places the organism in Eukaryota, Metazoa, Chordata, Aves, Falconiformes, Falconidae.